AUGGAGACGAGUUCAAAUAAGAAAGUCCAGCAAGUUGUUCUCAGUUCAUAUUCGUAAUGAGUAUUAAAACUAAACCAGGAAUUUAAUCUAAAUGAUUUACCCGAGUUUUUUCAAGGAAAAAAAUCGCUGAAGCUAAACAUUAUUAUAGUUUUUCAGAUUCAAAGUCAGUGAGCUUGCUGUUAGAGAAAGAAACCUAUUGCUGAGCGAGAAAUUUAAAACAAAGAUGAAAGAAGAAGAGAAGGCAAGUGGAAUUGAAUGUUAUUUGAGUAGGUUGGAAAAGGCUCUGGAAGAAAUAGCCGCAGCUGCAGCUGAAGACUCCGUAGAAAACGAUAAGAAGAAAACUGACAACGCAAAAGCAGCGGAAAUGAGAAACAGAGGCUGUAGAAAACCUGAGCGGAACACAGGAAAGGCAGCGGCUUUUUUCAUGCAUAUUAUUAAU
Pocillopora meandrina is the source of this 439-nucleotide messenger RNA. NCBI's taxonomy places the organism in Eukaryota, Metazoa, Cnidaria, Anthozoa, Scleractinia, Pocilloporidae. The record is from the annotation of a GenBank genome assembly.